UCGUUGGCUUUCCCAAAAAGAUUUGACUUUACCAACUCUUAUCUAUAAACAAACAGAAUUUUUACAAGCCAAUGGAUUGGGAAACAGAAUCCUAUUUUUUUGGUUGGCCAAAUAGCCAUAGAAAGUAAAGAAAAAAAAACUAUAUAAACUGGAAUGUUGUUAGUUGGUAAUAGUUACAGGUGGUGAAUAAGUUACAUAGUGAGACGGCUAUGUAGCAGAAAAAAAUAAAAAUAAAAGCCCAUCUUUCAUUCUUUAUUUCCCGGUGAAAAGAAUUAGAAUCUGUAUACAAAAGUCUAAGAAUUCACUGAAGAACAUAAAGAAUUCAAAGCACUUAAGGAAUAUAUCUAAUUAAUUGUACUUAAGUGCCUGAAAGAAAGAUGGCAGGAGGAGGUUUUGUUGUUGGAGGAGGUGGGAACUAUGGAGGCAGUAUUACUGUCUUCGUGAUCGUUACUUGUGUGGUUGCUGCCAUGGGUGGUCUCAUCUUUGGUUAUGAUAUUGGAAUAUCAGGAGGUGUGACCUCAAUGCAGCCUUUCUUGGCCAAGUUCUUUCCAUCUGUACUAGAGAAGAUGAAGAGUAACGAGGCCCAUGAAAACGCCUACUGCAAGUUCAACAGCCACCUUCUUACGCUCUUUACCUCAUCCUUAUACCUGGCUGCUCUUGUGGCCUCCUUUUUUGCUUCGACAAUUACUAGGGUGUUUGGCCGGAAGCCCACCAUGUUCUUCGGAGGCUUGGUGUUUUUGGCUGGAUCCAUUCUCAACGGGGUCGCUGAAAGUGUUCUAGUCCUGAUCAUUGGUCGUUUGUUACUUGGUGUGGGUGUUGGUUUUGCCAAUCAGUCCGUACCAGUAUAUCUCUCAGAAAUGGCACCGGCAAAGAUUAGGGGUGCACUCAACAUGGGAUUUCAAAUGGCCAUCACCAUUGGCAUUCUAAUGGCGAAUCUGGUCAACUAUGGUACUUCCAAGAUUAAGGGUGGUUAUGGCUGGAGAGUAUCUCUAGCUCUUGCCGGUGUCCCUGCAAUAAUGAUGACAGUUGGUGCCAUAUUCCUACCUGACACUCCCAACUCCAUCCUAGAGAGAGGCAAUCCUGAGAAGGCCAGGAAGAUGCUUGAGAAGAUUCGUGGCACUAAAAAUGUGGAGGAGGAGUACCAGGAUCUUCUGCAAGCAAGUGAGGCUGCCAAGAAGGUGGAACACCCGUGGAGGAAUAUCCUCCAACCCAGGUACCGACCUCAGCUCGUGAUUUGCUCUGUCAUACCCUUCUUCCAGCAGCUCACUGGAAUCAACGUGAUCAUGUUCUAUGCUCCUGUUCUAUUCUUGACAUUGGGAUUUGGGGAUGAAGCUUCCCUCAUGUCUGCUGUUAUCACUGGUGUUGUCAAUGUUGUCGCCACCUUGGUUUCCAUCUUCACUGUUGACAAGUUUGGGAGAAGAAUUUUGUUUUUGGAAGGUGGUUUCCAAAUGAUUUUCUGUCAGAUUGCUGUGGGAGUGAUGCUGGGACUGAAAUUUGGUGUCAAUGGGGUAGGGACAAUAUCGGGCACUGAAGCCAACGUUGUAUUGUUUUUGAUCUGUGCAUAUGUAGCUGCAUUCGCAUGGUCGUGGGGUCCAUUGGGUUGGUUGGUUCCAAGUGAAAUCUGCCCACUGGAGAUUCGAUCAGCAGGGCAAGCCAUCAAUGUUUCAGUCAACAUGUUCUUCACUUUCGUCAUUGCUCAGGGCUUCCUUGCCAUGCUUUGCCACAUGAAAUUUGGACUCUUCUUCUUCUUUGCUGCGUUUGUUAUGAUAAUGACCACCUUUGUGGCUCUCUUCCUACCUGAAACGAAAAAUGUACCAAUAGAAGAGAUUAACAGAGUUUGGAAAGCUCACUGGUUCUGGGGUAAGUACAUACCUGACGAUGCAGUAAUUGGUGGUGGAAUUGAUGAGUCUUCAGGACGAGUAUAAAGAUCGAUGUGUUGUGGAAUGCUUUAUUUUAUGUUAAUUGUUGUAAUUUAAAAAGGAGAUAGCCAGAGUUUAAGAUGAAAAGUAAUGCUAGGGAAACUAAAGAAUGAAAAAUCACUGAACUUUGUGUAAUUUCUCAUCUGUAAAAAUGCAAGAAGGAAAUAAAUCCAUAUUGGAGUAAUUAUGAAGUU
Cannabis sativa is the source of this 2113-nucleotide messenger RNA. RefSeq names its product sugar transport protein 11. NCBI's taxonomy places the organism in Eukaryota, Viridiplantae, Streptophyta, Magnoliopsida, Rosales, Cannabaceae. Bases 378 to 1925 code for a protein of 515 amino acids. Gene Ontology annotation, cellular component: membrane. The transcript is spliced from 4 exons. Gene Ontology annotation, molecular function: monosaccharide transmembrane transporter activity. Gene Ontology annotation, biological process: monosaccharide transmembrane transport. The record is from RefSeq and is a predicted model, not a curated record.